Molecule: messenger RNA, 3008 nt
Organism: Fomitiporia mediterranea MF3/22
Lineage: Eukaryota; Fungi; Basidiomycota; Agaricomycetes; Hymenochaetales; Hymenochaetaceae
Exons: 3
Coding region: 468-2660 (730 amino acids)
Biological process (GO): protein dephosphorylation; negative regulation of MAPK cascade
Cellular component (GO): cytoplasm
Molecular function (GO): protein tyrosine/threonine phosphatase activity; MAP kinase tyrosine/serine/threonine phosphatase activity
Source: RefSeq, a predicted model, not a curated record
CUCCCUUUCAGCCCACUCGACUGUCCGAGGCGGCUGCUGAGUUUUGCUCUGCCUGCUGGAGGGCGGAGAGCGACCUUUGCGGGAGCGCGGCCAAAUAUAAACACUGGUAACAUUGCUAUAUUGCCAUUCGACUGAAUUCCGCCGCCGAAUAGAUAAAGAUACAAAAGAGCAACGAAGUUGGGAUCCGCUUGAGGGAAACGGCCGAGUGGGGAAGGACCCUGAGAUAGACAAAUAAGUGCACAUACACUUGCUGGUUGAACGAGGCGGCUGUCUAGUGUCCAUCUUCUUGACACAACCAUCCGCGAGGCUGCCCCAAGGCGUCGCCCACCACACUCCGUUUGACGCCCACCUCGCCUUUCUUCUCUUCUGUUUUACUAUCAUUUUCAUCUCUUCAUCUCGUUUCUCUCUCUCUCCACGCUGGUCGUGUCUCCGAUUAUCUCUCCGCAAAUCCAGUCCCUCGGCAGGCCAUGCUCGCUCCUGGCCAUGACUAUGACCAGACCCCUCGCCAGCAACUCCCAGUCCAGCCACGCAGGAAGGGGCCUCCUCCGUCCCUGCGCAUAGACACUCCGGUUCAUAAGCCUGCAAUUGCCCUCGCUCUGGCCGACUCCGCUUCCGCAUCUUCAUCCCUUUCCUCCGCCAAUUCCGAAUCCGACUUUUCUCCACCCCUUCCGGACUGUCCCCCCCACAGGCAAAGAUCGAUGCGCAAUACCAAAAAACUCUCUCUUACACUCCCUUCUGCGCACUCCAAUCGUUCUGCAAAUUCGCUCUCAAUAUUUUCCGAUGCUGACAGCGGACAUGCGACCGAUGAAGGCACCCAGUCACUUGCCAUCAUCGAGCCGAAACGGCGAGCGUCUCUAGCCUCUAUUCAAAACGUACCACUAGCCUCAAGGAUGCAUCGCAAGGACGAGGACGAGUCGACUUUGUCCCCAUACGCCGAUGGUCCAGUGCAAAUUCUUCCCGGAGUGUGGUUGGGCAACGAGGAAAAUGCUACCAACUGGAAGAGCCUGGCAGACCGAGGCAUUCGCGCAAUAUUGAACGUGGCUAGGGAGGUCAUCUCACCCUUUGAUUCUGCCGCCCUUUCGCGAAGCGUUACGGCUCCCAACGAAGCGGGUGACACCUUCUAUCCAGCUCACGGCACUCGACCUUCCAUGCACUAUCUAAAGCUUUCCUGGUCCCAUGGACAGCCUGAUUUAGUCAAGGAUGGGUUUGUUACUGCUAUGGCAUUCAUCGACUCGGCCUUGGAACGUGGUGACGGCGUGUUGAUUCACUGCCAGUGCGGAGUUUCGCGAUCCGCUACAGUAGUCAUAGCUUUAGUGAUGCGUGCUGCGGCUCAAUCACUACCUUCCGCCUCGUCUGAAGUACGGGCGCUGAAGGGCACAGGUUUCGCUGGUGCCUACGAUUUUGUCAAAGAGAAGAGUAGUUGCAUCGGGCCAAAUAUGCUACUUAUAUACCAACUUCAGGAUUACCAGCAUGUUCUCAAUGGUGUCAACAAAUCGCCAUCCGGCUCAGAGCAUUCCUCUGUAAUUGGGGAGGAUGAAGAAGAAUGGAGUCGGCGCAGACGCAUGCUUGAUGAAGAACCCGCUGAACCUGAAGCUGAUCGUGAAAGCGUUGAGGUAAUACAGGAAGCGUAUGCUUUGGACAGAGCUAUGGAAGAGAGGAUAGUUGCUCGUAAGGCUUCUGGAUCAUCUCUGGGCUCAUCUUCAGGUAUUGGCAUGGGUCCAGCAUGGAAGGCCCGGUACGGCAACCGCAAGCGCACGGGCUCUAUUGCUAGCAAUUUUACAAACGCCAGCAUCAUAUCAGAAGAUCUUGUCGAGGAAGACGAAAAGGAGGCCCUUUUGGGUAUUGGUGGCGGUUUUGAUGCCCCAAGCAUCUCCUCCCGGAGUCACAGUGGGGAGACGACGGAAGAGGAGGUCAACGCGUCCCCGGACUCUAAGAGAGACAAUUCCAUGUCUUUUCCACAGGUUUGCACGCCUUCCACUGCGAAGCCGAUAUUUCUGGCUUUACAACGGUCUACUAGCUCUCUUCCGGACAAGCCACCACCAUCCGCACCUGUCACUAAGACGUCAUUCGGUUUUCCUGCGCGGCUUCCUUUCAAACCCAGGCCUAAACUGAGACCACCGCCUCUGAAAUUUCUACCUCCCGUCCCGUCUUCCCCUGAUGUGCUUGGUUCCCCCGAAGUUCCUCCUCCGGUUGAGUCUCUCCCUAAAGCAGAGAAGCCACGUCGUCGCCCUGCACCACCUCCUUUGCGUCUGAGCGAGCCCGCUAUUUCUUCGCGAGUAUCAGAUCUUAGGAACCAUCGUCCAGCGCUACCUGUUCUUCAGCCUAAUAACCGCUCUGUUGCUACCCGUUCGUCAUCGCGCUCAAGCAGUCAGUCGCAGCUGUCGCAACUGUCUGUGACGACACCCUCUCAGACGCUAUUCGUCUUCCCGCCAUCACCAACGCUUAAGGCGCACUUUACACCGCAUAUGGUCACUGUAACGUCAAGCCUAAACAGUCCGUUGCCGUUUGCGGGUGCGCCAACCCCGCGUGUGUCGACGUUUAAGACUGAAGGUCGCAGGAAAUCCUUCAUUGGAUUGUCGGUGCCUCCUACUCCGACCACCGCGUGUUCUCGUGUGGAUGCUCGUGGAUGGGUGGGGCUGGGUCCGCGCGACGCCAAAUAGCAUUGGCGUCACUUUUCAGUGCAUAAUAUGCUGCAAAUAAGUUAUAUACGCUCUUCUGCAUGUUUCUUUUUAACAUGGUUAUGCUCUACAUGCCAGUAGGUUUUUUUUUCGUUACUGCGUUUUUCAUUCAGCAACCUUUUCGCCCCUGCAUGUUUAUUCUUGCAUUCCUCUGUCUAUUAUUCCAAUUUUUUUCCCCUUCAUUCUCAUCCAUAGCACUUAUGGACCGAGCAUCGGACACUUCAUACAUUUCUUAAUUUUCUGCACAACUGCCAGAUUCCACACAGAACCCACGCAGCUUUGUAUUAUGUAGCCCUCCCCCCGCGUUGUCUGCAUUUUAUUCGACUUUCC